AUGCCUUGGUGUGUGUAGCUAAACAUCCAGUCCCGUUCUGCCUGAGGUAACCCAGAGCUGAGGUUGCCUGAUCACUGAACCUGAAGUUUUGCUCGACUUUCCGUGGGAACGCUUCAAGUCAAGUCGUCUGACCCUAUUGAUCACUGGAAUCAUGGUCCAUGGGUACAAAGGGGUCCAGUUCCAAAAUUGGGCAAAGACCUAUGGCUGCAGUCCGGAGAUGUACUACCAGCCUACAUCAGUGGAGGAGGUCAGAGAGGUGCUGGCCCUGGCCCGGCAGCAGAACAAGAAAGUGAAGGUGGUGGGUGGCGGCCACUCACCUUCAGACAUCGCCUGCACUGAUGGCUUCAUGAUCCACAUGGGCAAGAUGAACCGGGUUCUCCAGGUGGACAAGGAGAAGAAACAGGUAACAGUGGAAGCCGGCAUCCUCCUGGCUGACCUGCACCCACAGUUGGACAAGCAUGGCCUGGCCCUGUCCAAUCUGGGAGCAGUGUCCGAUGUGACAGUUGCUGGCGUCAUCGGGUCUGGAACACAUAACACAGGGAUCAAGCAUGGCAUCCUGGCCACCCAGGUGGUGGCCCUGACCCUGAUGACGGCCGAUGGAGCAGUUCUGGAAUGUUCUGAGUCAAGCAAUGCAGAUGUGUUCCAGGCUGCACGGGUGCACCUGGGCUGCCUGGGUGUCAUCCUCACCAUCACCCUGCAGUGUGUGCCACAGUUCCACCUUCAGGAGACAUCCUUUCCUUCAACUCUCAAGGAGGUCCUCGACAACCUGGACAGCCACCUGAAGAAGUCUGAGUACUUCCGCUUCCUCUGGUUUCCUCACAGUGAAAACGUCAGCAUCAUCUAUCAAGACCACACCAACAAGGCCCCUUCUUCUGCAUCUAACUGGUUUUGGGACUAUGCCAUCGGGUUCUACCUACUGGAAUUCUUGCUCUGGACCAGCACCUACCUGCCGUGCCUCGUGGGCUGGAUCAACCGCUUCUUCUUCUGGCUGCUGUUCAACUGCAAGAAGGAAAGCAGCAACCUGAGCCACAAGAUCUUCACCUACGAGUGUCGCUUCAAGCAGCACGUCCAAGACUGGGCCAUCCCCAGGGAGAAGACCAAGGAGGCCCUGCUGGAGCUAAAGGCCAUGCUGGAGGCCCACCCCAAGGUGGUAGCCCACUACCCCGUGGAGGUGCGCUUCACCCGAGGUGAUGAAAUCCUGAUGAGUCCCUGCUUCCAGAGGGACAGUUGCUACAUGAACAUCAUUAUGUACAGGCCCUAUGGAAAGGAUGUGCCUCGGCUGGACUACUGGCUGGCCUAUGAGACCAUCAUGAAGAAGUUUGGAGGCAGGCCCCACUGGGCAAAGGCUCACAAUUGCACCAGGAAGGACUUUGAGAAAAUGUAUCCUGCCUUUCGCAAGUUCUGUGACAUCCGUGAGAAGCUGGACCCCACUGGAAUGUUCUUGAAUUCGUACCUGGAAAAGGUCUUCUACUAAAGCAGGAGUGGAAGCAAGCCGCCCUGGCCCCUCACACUUCUGCUGCUUUUGGGGGGCGGAGCAGUGUCUCACAAGCAAAGUGGGAGCCAACCUCUCCUCCUGACCUCAGAGAAGGGCUGGGCUCUGGGCGGGGCCUUUCUGCCUUCUCCAUCAUAUUCAUAACACCCAACAAGAAGUGACCUCUCACUCAAAUUCCUGUUUGCAUUUCCAUGAGCCACACAUAAACUACAAUUAUCUCAGGAGAAAGGGGCUCCCUGAUAUUGGUCCAGACUAAGGAUUUGGUCUUUCCAAGGUUCUACUGGUUCACCAAGUAUUGAGAGAUCCCUGGGGCCUGCAAUUCUCCAUCCCUCUUCAGAAGAGAUCCUUUGGCAAGAGUUUUGGCACAGAGGUGGCAUGGAACCUGCUCUGCUUUCUUUUAUCCUUAAAGAUCUUUCAGAUGCCCAGAGACUCUGUUGGUCCUAGGCAAGCUGUCUUCCAGAUGGGUUCACCCCGCCUUCUGACUGCCAUGCCCUAACCCUCACAGUGUCUCUUCCAGGAGGUGUUUAGAAUGAAAACUGCCUCAUCUUAACCAGUUGCUGAUUCCUUUGCUUCUCUCCCUGCACUUUGGAGACAGUUGUCUGGAGUGGGGUCUCACUGUGCCCCUGACUUUCCCUGGGUAUUGUUCUAAUCUUCCUCUUCACAAAUAUGAUUUCAGUUUGAUUUGUGGCCUUUCUGGAGUGUUUCUUGGUGAACCAAGAUGUUCCAGGUACUUUGUAAGAAUUAAAAGACCCUGAA
This is a messenger RNA of Arvicanthis niloticus (Nile rat), 2248 nucleotides long. Its product is annotated as L-gulonolactone oxidase. The record is from RefSeq and is a predicted model, not a curated record. Gene Ontology annotation, molecular function: FAD binding; D-arabinono-1,4-lactone oxidase activity. NCBI's taxonomy places the organism in Eukaryota, Metazoa, Chordata, Mammalia, Rodentia, Muridae. Gene Ontology annotation, cellular component: membrane.